AUGUAUGGCAGAGCAUGCAAAAAUUGUUCGAUUGCAAAGUGUCGGUGUAUCGCAAGAACUGAAGGGCAAAGCUGCGAAAGAUGCCACCGCCUUAACAAGACAUGCUUACCUGGCAAUGCAAGCCGAGCUCGCACCACGCAGCGAAAUAAUCCCGUUGCCCGUAUUGCACAACUAGAAGGGAAGCUGGACAACCUUGUCUCCCUUUUGGUCGCUGGUAAACCAUUGGAUGCUCCUCAAACGGGUCUUGUUUCUCCUUCGCCACCACUUUCAAAUUCUAACUCCCCUUCUUCGGCGUCGGUAGCUGCCGUUCCAGCUAUCUCCGUAUCCACCUUAUCUGUCAUUGAGCCAUCCGAGGAACAAUAUCUCGAUUACUUCCGUAAUCAUAUGCUCAAAUACUUUCCCUUUCUUCAUAUAACUGGUGAUGCGCAAAGUUUGCGCCAGUCCCGACCAUUUCUUCUAUCCUGCAUCGUGUGUGCCGCAUGUCAGUCGACACAGGUAAAGCUUCGCCUGGGUGCGCAAAUAAAGAAAAAGGUGACAAACUGCAUUUUUUUGGCCAAUGAUCCAGAUGUCAUCAAUAUUGAUCUCCUACUUGGUCUUCUCACAUUUAUCGCCUGGGGCCAUGAUCAAUUACUGAACGGUGCUCCAGCUCUUUUGCCCAGACUCACGCAGCUGGCAUUGACUUUGGUAUUCGACUUACGUCUAAAUAAGUCGCCUCAAGAAGACUCAAACAUGCUGCCAGUUGGAAAUGAAAGUACAAUGAAUUCUGAUGACCCGAUACAAAGUCUUGAGGGAAAACGAGCCGUCCUUGGUUGUUUUGUCAUUAGCUCAAUUGUCUCUGUUUACUUUGGGCAUAUGGAUGCCAUGAAAUGGACGCCAUACUUAGAUGAAUGUUUGGAAGCUUUGAACCACAACAAGGAAUCGCCUUACGACGAAAUGUUCGUGCGUCAGGUCCGGUUGCAACGGAUUUCCGGUGAGGUGGGGGAGACUGAAAAUAUGGAUGAAAUUAGAAAAGCGCCUCCAGCUUUCUAUUUGUCAUUUCUUCAACAAAAAGUGAAGGAAAUAAAGAGCCACAUGUCGCCACAGCUACAGCAGGACCGGGUGCUUUCUGCAUCUAUAUAUUACACCGAACUGUCCAUAUUUGCAUUGGUGCUUUCAAGAAAAGCUGACAGUGUUCAAAGGCUAGAACACCUCUAUACUUGCUUCAACACAGUCAAAUCGGCAUUGGAUAACUUUUUCACAAUUCCAAUUACUGACUAUCCUGGGAUAUGUUUCCCCUUAUUCGCAUACCUUGUUCGCUACGUGAUAGUUCUAUACAAGUUAUCAACUCUGAAGGAUGCGGCAUGGGACGUUAAUUUGGUUCGAUCAAGCUUGGAUAUUAUGCAAGUUGUUGAUCGUGUGAUAAGUAACCUUGAAAGAUGCCGGAAAUACCAUGGAGAUCAGUCCUCUGGUGGUAUUAUGGAAAGGGCCAUCGGGAUUUUUCAACGUUUCAAGUCAUGGUGUGCAACAAGACUUCCGUCAGUCCACACGGGAGAUACAAAUAACAUCGAUUUUGAUCUUCAAACGCAGUGCAAUUCGCCCCUUGAUGGUCUUUUUUUGGAUGACUGGUGGUGGAAGGAGACCUUGGAUUUUGGCCCAGUGGGGAAUAAUUUGCCUUGA
This is a messenger RNA of Penicillium macrosclerotiorum, 1656 nucleotides long. Its product is annotated as fungal specific transcription factor domain-containing protein. The transcript is spliced from 4 exons. Gene Ontology annotation, molecular function: DNA-binding transcription factor activity, RNA polymerase II-specific; zinc ion binding; transcription cis-regulatory region binding. NCBI's taxonomy places the organism in Eukaryota, Fungi, Ascomycota, Eurotiomycetes, Eurotiales, Aspergillaceae. Gene Ontology annotation, biological process: regulation of DNA-templated transcription. Bases 1 to 1656 code for a protein of 551 amino acids. The record is from RefSeq and is a predicted model, not a curated record. Gene Ontology annotation, cellular component: nucleus.